AGCGCGGGAGCAACACCCCCUUCCGGGAGUUCCGUUCUAGCCUGGCCUCUCUAUGGCCUAAACCGGAACUGCUGCUCUUGCUGCGUCUUCUCCUAUCGCGUCUGCCCGUCUUGUCUUUCCGCCCGGCCCGACUCUGUGACCGGCGUGGACAGAGCUUCUGCUCUAACGUACGGGAGCGAGUAAUCACGGCUACUUGCGGCAGCUUCUGCCCGCCCCUGCGAUCGGCCCAGGCUGCCUUCGGCGGGCGGCGCAGGUAUUGCACUACCCCACACCACAGACAAGGCUGCUACAGAGUGAAGGAUCAGUGGAUCGCAGAGUUCAAUAGAAGGUCUCAAAGAAUUGUGGAAAAGAAUCAGAACCACUUUAGAAAGAUUUUUGCAGAAUGGAGGGGAAUCAAGUGGAAAAAAUGGUGCUAACAAAAGAUGGGAGAAAAACUGCUGUGGAUAAGAAGUGUGAUGGGGAAGAAAAUAAGUCAGUGGAAAGCAAGGUUUACAUGGAUUACAAUGCAACCACCCCAAUGGCACCAGAAGUGAUCCAAACUGUAACAAAGGCCAUGCAUGAGGCCUGGGGCAAUCCCAGCAGUUCUUACACAGCAGGUAGAAAGGCCAAGGAGAUCAUAAAUGAAGCUCGGGAGAGCCUAGCCCAGAUGGUGGGAGGAAGGCCCCAGGACAUCAUUUUCACCUCAGGGGGCACGGAGGCAAAUAAUUUAGUUAUCCACACGGCACUGAGGCAUUUUAGAGAGAGUCAGAUGCUGGGACAGGAUGGGCCUGGUGAGGAUCACAAAAGAGCAGCCGGGGCCACUCCUCAUUUCAUUGCAUCUAAUGUGGAACAUGACUCAGUCCGUUUGCCAUUGGAACACCUUGUGAAAGAGCACAUGGCAGAAGCCACCUUUGUCCCAGUGUCCAAGAUGACUGGACAAGUGGAAGUUGAUGAUACCAUUGCAGCAAUCCGUCCAACCACGUGCCUGGUUUCCAUCAUGCUGGCCAAUAACGAGACUGGGGUAAUCAUGCCCAUCUCAGAGCUCAGCCAGCGGAUUCAGAUCCUGAAUCAGAACAGAAUGGCAUCAGGGCUGCCCAGGAUUUUGAUGCACACAGACGCGGCCCAGAUGAUAGGGAAGGGGCGAGUGGAUGGACAGGAGCUGGGAGUGGAUUACCUCACCAUUGUGGGACACAAGUUCUAUGCCCCACGGAUUGGAGCACUGUACGUGCGAGGGCCUGGGGUCACCACUCCUCUGCAUCCCAUGCUGUUUGGAGGGGGACAGGAGCGGAAUUUCCGUCCUGGGACAGAGAAUACGCCAAUGAUCGCUGGCCUUGGCAAGGCUGCUGAGCUGGUGAACAAGAACUGUGAGGAUUAUGAGGCUCACAUGAGGGAGGUUCGGGAUUACCUGGAGGAGAGGCUAGAACUUUCGUUUGGAAAGCAGAGACUCCACCUUAACAGUCAAUUUCCAGGCGCCAAGCGGCUCUGCAACACUUGUAACUUUUCUGUUUUGGGGCCAGGGCUGAAAGGGCGGAUGGUGCUGUCCCACUGCAAGACUCUACUUGCCAGUGUUGGUGCUGCAUGCCACUCUGAGAAGGGUGACCAGCCCUCCUCUGUACUACUCAGCUGUGGGAUUCCCUAUGAAGUGGCUCAGAAUGCCCUGCGGCUCAGUGUGGGGCGGGACACCACCAAGGAGGAUGUGGACGUGAUAGUGGAAGACCUGAAGCAGUCUGUGGCUCAGCUGGAAAAGAACAGAGUCACUGAGAGACAAGGGAUCAGGAGGAGGAACUGAGAGGGGAGAUCUCCUUGAAAGAAACAGAUUUUUUGGGCGUGAUUCUCCCCUGCCCUGUACCUGGUGUGUCAUUUAUUGAGUGUGACAAGCUGUCCAGUCAGAAAAGUAAUGUUUUACACCUGCCUUGCCUUGGUGUAAAUGACUGCAGAAGGUGCAAGGCAACGGAGUGUCCAGUUUUGGGCCCCACACUACAAGAAGGAUGUGGAAAAAUUGGAAAGAGUCCAGCGGAGGGCAACAAAAAUUAUUAGGGGGCUGGAGCACAUGACUUAUGAGGAGAGGCUGAGGGAACUGGGAUUGUUUAGUCUGCAGAAGAGAAGAACGAGGGGAUUUGAUAGCUGCUUUUAACUACCUGAAAUGGGGUUCCAAAGAGGAUGGCUCUAGACUGUUCUCAGUGGUACCAGAUGACAGAACCAGGAGUAAUGGUCUCAAGUUGCAGUGGGGGAGGUUUAAAUUAGAUGUUAGGAAAAUCUUUUUCACUAGGAGGGUGGUGAAGCACUGGACUGCGUUACCUAGGGAGGUGGUGGAAUCUCCUUCCUUAGAGGUUUUCAAGGUCAGGCUUGACAAAGCCCUGGCUGGGAUGAUUUAGUGGGGGAUUGGUCCUGCUUUGAGCAGGGGGUUGAACUAGAUGACCUCCUGAGGUCCCUUCCAACCCUGAUAUUCUAUGAAUGAAGCAUUUACCGAGUGACUACAGAUUAGAUCUGAGCAUCCUGAUAACAUCCUGUGCCAAUAACAUUACCGGUGUCCUGUUUUAAUUACUAUGAUUUUAUAACCUUGUGACAGCAAUCAAAGAAACUUUGUGAAACUGCACUAUGUUAAAAAAGCCACCCCCAUUCCUAAGGCCACGCCUUGUUACUGUGGAGUUCUGUGUCAAAUACUACAGGGUCAUAGUUGCAUUCUGGGUGCCUGAUUUUGCUGCUAUUGAAAUCAGUGGCCAAACUUCCACUGACUUCAUUUGAUCAGGAUUGGGGUCAGGAAGGAGCUGGUGAUCUUUCCUCUGGGGGAGCUGUAAGGAAAGGUAAAUGUAAAUGCUAGUAAGUGCUCAGUGCCCCUUGCCAUUUGAAGGCCUGAGCCUAUUACUACAGUUGCUGGAUUUUUUUUUCAGGUCACCUUUAAGAGCAGACUGUAGCUAUAAAUAUCUGCUUAUGUUUUUGUAAAAAUGGCCUCUUGUGGUACCACAGGAUAAAUUCAUAAAUUGUCCACCGUCUAUAACACUGAUAGAGAAAUACAUGAUGAUCACAGACAGGAGCUGGCUGUAGACACCCUCUCCCGCAGGGACCUGCCUUGAUGGUCUUGAGCAUCCCUGCCCCCAACGGCCCAUUUUCCACUGCUACAGAAGAAUUAGAGACACUCUCCUAUUUCCCCAGCAGCCCAUGUGACUUCACCCUCCCCUCUGGGGCUUUCAGCACAAGAUUCCUUCUUGCUGCUAACAAACCCUGGGACAGACUCUGCCGCAUCAAAAAAAUCAUUUCCCAGAAGAAACAGUGCAAAAUUGUGUGCCACUGCUGCGACAGUCAGUUCAACCUGCAAAUCACCAGUUUCCAUGUGUACCUUAGCUAAAGGUGCAAGGACUUUAAUCUCCCACCAGUUCUAAUUCUGCCAUUUUUCCUGGUAACAAAUCCUUCUCCUGGAUCAGGUCCCUCUUGACAACAGAAAUUUCUAUACCAGUAUCCCUCCAACCUUGGCAUACUUUGCCAUUGAGCUUAACAGCAUGCAUAUGCUCACUGCUUGGUUGCGUAGAAGCAACCUUUACAAAUCCUGUGUGGUAAGAGGCAGCAGCCUGGGAUACCCCUGUGCUCGGAGAAGCAGCAGGUUCAUGUGUUACCUGCUCAGUUCCCCACUGCAUCCACCUUUUUGUCCCACAAAUACUCUUUUACCUCAUUGUAGCAUUCAUGCAAGGUUCAUGCACUUGGCAACAUUCAGGGCACACCCAGAGUGUUGUGUAGGAGCAGUGCACACACGGCUCCUCUCAAGGGCAUGAACCUUGGAAUCUCGCCCAGAUGACAUGAACCGUGGGAAGCCUCCCAGGACUGGGCUCAAGGCCCGAGAGCAAGGAAUGCGGUAGAUAGAUAUCGGUAAAUAAGAAUAAGAACAAAGCCAGUGUAUUCCUUUUAUCUGUUGGAGUAUGUAAUGCGUGGGGGGAGAGAAAGAAUAAAAGAGAGGGUGGAAAGCUGACAGGAGACCAGCCCGUCGGCAGACCAGCCUGCUUGCUUGCUUAAAGCCUUGUUCUGUCUGGUAUUUGAACCGCAACACAUCAUCACUGCACAUAUUUAGGAACUGCCCCUGAGGAACCAAAUUGCACAUUUCUUCAAAGCCUGUAAUGCCUUUUCCCCUCACCUACUUGACUAACAAAUCCUUCAUUUCAUUUACAUAAAGUACAUUACUUAGUCCAGUUCCCCUCUUAAGGCUCCUUAAUUUAACCCUGUAGGUUCCAGGUGUAAUCUGAAAAUGUUUCAAAACCAAUUCCUUAACGGUACCACAGUUUGAAGCAUCAGCAGUAGGCAUCUUAUUGAAUAAAUCCAGAGCUCUUCCAAUCAGUUUUGCUACCAAAGUAGUCAUCUUUUGAUCCUCGGGAAUUGCAUGGAGAGUGCACAGUCUCUCAAAUGUGAUGACAUUUUGGGCAGUAUCACUGAAUUCAUCAUAUGGUGGGAAUAACCGUUCCCAUUUGUGGACUUUUGGGGAAGUGGAGCCAGCUGCUGAAGGUUUUUGAUUCUUCCACUCCAUUACAGCAAGCUCAUGCUUCUGGGUCUCAAUAUGGGCCUGUAUUUCUUUGACUCUUAACUCCAGGAAUUGCUGCCUCUCUCUUUUCUUUUUCUCCUGGGCAGCUUUCUGUGCUUCAAUCUCAGCCUGUUUCUGGGCCUCAAUUUCUUUGUCUUUUAAGUCCAGGGCUUGCUGGUGGGCUGCCUUUUGUCAGCCUCCAGCUGCCUAAGUUCCAGGGCUUGCUGGUGGGCAGACUUCUUUUUCCAGGAGAGAUUUUUAUGCUUCAAUUUGGACCUGUUUCUGGGCCUCAAGUUCUUUGCCUUUUAACUCCGUGACUCUUUCAUGAGCAGCUUUCUCCCUGGCAAUUUUCACAUCAAUUUCCAUUUGUCUUAAUUCCAUCUGCCUUUUGUGUUCAUUUUCCUUCUCAGCAAUCUGCAGCCUCUGAAGUUCUAGCUUCUUCUGAGCUUCACUCUCACUCAUUUUGCUUACUUUUCUGUCCUUAUUUCCCUAACCCAAAAUAAGCAAACAGAAAGUAACAAACCAGUAACUCCUUUGUCUGUUCUCCAGCCACCGCGCUUAAAACUCACUCAAACUCACUACCAGUGUCUCAAAGCAAUCAGCUGUGCACAUAUCCUGUUUGACUACACCACUGUGAUGGGUUCUGUCUCAGAGACCCCCUUGAGACUGCCCCCUGAUGUGCUGAGACUAUCUCUGAGCCCGUUUUCCCUGCCCGCCUGGGGCUUCCACAACCCUGUCUUGUUGAACCAGACAAGGUAGCCUGCUGCAACACAGACCCAAAGUUUGGUUAAUGCCCUCAAAUCUGAAGUCUAAACAAAAGAGCUCAGCAAGUGCUCCUGUCUCCAGCACCCAGACACCCAGCUCCCAAUGGGAUCCAAACCUCAAAUAAAUCUAUUUUACUCUGUAUAAAGCUUAUACAGGGUAAACCCAUAAAUUUUCCACCCUCUAUAACACUGAUCGAGAGAUAUGCACAGCUGUUUGCUCCUCCAGUAGUUUAUUUGAGGUUUGGAGUUAGUAUUCUGCGCUACCCUGCGCAUGGAGGUCCUGGUGGGUGCGGAGGUCUAUCGGAGGGGGACCCAAUACUGCAGUGCCUGCCACCGCCUCAUCGGAUGAGGGGGAGAAGGUGGGUUGUCUGGGGCCUCUUGGAGAGCUGGGCCCAGUAGCCCUGUGCCAGCGACCUCAGUGCCUGGACCAGGAACUGGAGUUGGAGGGGGACCUGAAGCAGGGAGAGAAGCCAUCAUGGGGUGGGUCAGCUGGCGGUAGCCUCUGGCACUCGUGGCUCAGAUGGGGCUGAUUGAGAAGUCCCAGACAGAGCACCCUGGCUAUUGAGUAGACCCUUGAGUGGGACCUUGCUCCUGUGCCUGCCAGUGUCCAGCCCCUUAGUCCAUGUGGCUGUGGUCCAAAUGGCAGCGUUCUGAGAAGCACGAGCCCGCCUCCGAUCCUUUAGAAUGAGAGGAAGAACGUGAUGGCCAUGGUGGUGCUGAGUGGAUCUGCGCCAAGUCACGUCGAUGAGGCGAUAGAGAGUGGUGUCACGAUGCUGGGGAGCGGUGCUGGGACCUGGACAGUACUAAGAUCUGGAACCGUGACUGGAUCUGUACCUGGGCCAAAAUGAUGAGCGGCAUCAGGUCUGGGAUUGGCUCCUCAACGGCGACUGGCACACGGAGCGGUGCCGAGACAAGUGCUGCGAGUAUGAGCAGUGUCGCGAUGGAGAGGGGUGCCAGGAUUACGAGCAGCAUCGGGAGUGGGAACAGGGCCGAGAACGGAAUCAGUGCCACAGCUCGACCAACGGUGCCGGCAGGUGGAUGAGUUCUGGCUUGCCUCGGGGUGGUGCCACAUGUACAGGUGCCGGCGCCUUGGUCUGAGCUGAGUGGAUGCCGAUACUGUCAAGAUAAUAAGAUCCCUUGCAGCCGCAGAGGUAUCUGGUGUAGGAGGCAACUGGACCUCAACUAAGCUGCAAGUCAGGGAGUCGGUGGGCACCUGACUCAACGGCACUGCCCCUGGGGCCUGAGUCAGUGGUGCCAAAGCUGCAGGUUAUGCUCCUAGUUUGUAAGGAUGUAUUAAAUGUAUUAAAUUAGAGGAAUUUUGGAGGGCCAGGACCCAAUAUGGGAAAGGAUAGUUACAAAAUUUAGUAGGGUCUAAUUUAUGAUGCCUUUCUUGUUCAACAUAAAACACUGCUAUUUGUUAGGACUCUGCAAAAACUUGUAAAUAAGGAAUAUAUGCAUAGGAAAAAAAUAAAAUGUAAAGGCCAUUUUUGAAGCCAAAUGGUCAAGGGAGAAGGAGUAAAAAAACUAAAGAGACUGAAGACUCAGAGAGAGCAGAGAACCAUCAACACCCAUCCAUGGUUGAGGAGGGGCAGACUGACAACCCUGAGGUGAAAGCUGGCAACCUUAAACCACAAAAUAAAAAUUAAAUCAAAACCAGACAGAAUGACCCUCAGGUGUCACCAAAAAAUAACACCAAAUUAAGAAGUAACCGGUCACAAACUGACACAGAAAAAUCCAUAGACUUCAACAACAACCAAAAAAGACUAUAAGAACAGAAUGCUUUGUCAUGGGACUUUGGGUUCGUCUUGACACUACUCCAGGAGCAUCGGAUUGUGACCAACAGAGCCCGGCUCCACUCUGUGACCAAUCUGGCUGGCCACUAGAUUGAUCCAGACUCUGGAUUGGUAACUAUAAACAUCAACUGGCAGGACUGUGUGCAUGGACUGUGCGCAUGGGGCGCGGGGGGUGACUAAAAAGAAUAUGCUAGCUGUAUUCUCAAUAAAUGCGUGUUGCC
Messenger RNA from Caretta caretta (loggerhead turtle), 7261 nucleotides. Lineage: Eukaryota; Metazoa; Chordata; Testudines; Cheloniidae. The record is from RefSeq and is a predicted model, not a curated record.